CUUGGACCCGAUGUAAACAGUACCUUUCCAACUGCGAGCGGAGGAGGACGUGUGACACCUUCACCUCUCAAAAAGGAACAUCAAACCGUACAUCUAUUCUGUCCAUGGAAAGGAAAUGUGUACUAGUAUCCAACCAAUGUACUGUUGGGGGUCAACAGUGAAUGGAGAGCUGGGGGUUGGCGCCCCAGAGGUAGAACAACUGACACUUCCGACUGUCAUGGACUUCGCAGAGUCUUGGAAUGUCAGACAAGUGGCCUCCGGACUGACACACUGCCUAAUUCUGACGGAAGAGGGGUCAGUGUAUUCCUGCGGCAACAAUGAACUAGGGCAGCUUGGACACAACAAGAUCACCCGAAAGCCAGAGCUCGUUGACAACCUAGAAAACUACAGCAUAGUGCAAGUCGCUGCCGGUGACCAGCACUCGAUCGCCCUCACAUCAUGGGGCUUGAUUUAUGCUUGGGGUGAGAAUGGCUUCGGCCAGCUGGGAUUGAAUUCCACUGAGCCACACACUUCCGUCCCAAAGCUGGUGAAGAGCCUGGCGCGCAAACAGGUGAUCCAGGUGGCCUGCGGAUCCAGUCACACACUGGCUCUCACUUCAGGUGGGGAGCUCUAUGCCUGGGGCUCCAAUUUAUCAGGUCAGCUGGGACUCGGCCACAGGGAAGGACCCCAGAAGGACCCCAUCCUAAUCAAGGCCCUGCUAGGAGUCCCCCUGGUUCACAUCACGGCCGGUGGGCAGCACUCGGCCGCGCUCACCCAGGCCGGCUUCCUCCUCACCUGGGGCUCCAACAAGUACGGUCAGCUGGGAUUCUCUGCCAACAAGGAUGACUUGUACUGUAAUGUACCAACACCUGUACCCAAUCUAGCCACGUACUCAGAACCUUUACGUUAUGUAUCGGUGGGAGAGGGACACACUGCAGUGCUUGAUGCACACGGCAAACUAUUUACCUUUGGCUAUGGACGAUACGGGCAGCUGGGCCAUGGCAACUGCGAUGACCUCUCUGUGCCCCGAACGGUCCUCGACUUGUGUGGUUCAAAAGUGAGCCAAGUGGCCUGCGGGAGGUGUCACACCCUAGUUUAUAUCCCGUCUCAGGGUCAGCUCUAUGCAUUUGGCCAAGGAAUGUCUGGCCAACUUGGUAUAAAGACACCACAGAAUCGCAACCUACCGCAAGUGGUGGUGGGACCCUGGCUGUCCCCUCGAGGAGUGAGCCUCCUGGACACGAGCGAGGAGGAGGAAAGUCCCAGAAUCUACGUGAAGAGAAUAUACUCAGGAGGAGAUGCAAGCAUGGUAACUGUAACCCGAGAAGCAGGGUCAGCCGACGAUUUCUGCAAGAUGCCCCUCUUUCAAGUGCCACUUCAGAUCGAGGAGAAUAAUAUCAACAAGAUGGUCUCAACUGGCGAGGAGGACAUGGUCGAUGAUGAUCUGUUUUCGUACAUGGAAACUGCACUGGGGUCUGUGGCCUGUUGGAACAUCUCAUUCUUAAAGGAAGGCUCUGCAAAACACAGCCAUGGGCUUGACUUCAGAAAGGCAGAGGACUGUUUAGCAAAGUUGGGACGUGUGACCAGAGAGUCGUUUAUAGAAAUUAUCCAGACAAGCUUAGAGAGUGUCGUCAAGGAGCUGCCGCUAAAACCCAUCACCCUGGAUGGGCUGCGGUGUUUCAUGCUUCUCCCCCUGCUGCAGAACUUCAAUGAUGCGCGGCACAUGAGGAGUGUGCACCUACCCUAUGCCGAGGCAGUUCUUGGGUUGGAUAAGGCCAAGGCAGUGGUCUUCAAGAAAUGGCUCAAAGACCUGCCGAACGACUUCAUGAGCCGCCUCUUGAGCAUCUACAAAGGGGUUGUAGUGCAGAUUCUCAAAGAUGCCAAUGCCAACUCCUCGGAGAUUGAGAGGCGUGUCCUGCAGGCUUCCUUGCGGUUCCUGGCCCUCUUGCAUGAGGAGAACCACAAGGACUUGGCCAAAUCCACGCGGCUGCCGUACGAGGAGUUCUACAUCCCCGAGAUCGCCGAGAAGAUAGACAUCCGCAACGACUACCUGAACUGGAUUCGCUCCAAAACCUUGGCCAAUGUAAAAAUAGAUGGGCCAAUCUCAUUCUGUGAAUAUCCCUUCUUGUUCGAUGCCCAAGCGAAGACUCUGUUGUUGCGCUGUGAUGCCACCAGACAGAUGCAAGGUGCCAUCCAAGAGGCGGUCUACAACAGCAAUCCGAUGAUCUGGCUGAUAAACCCCUCUGAGGUGCAGUUCCUCAACAUCCACAUCCACCGCGACAACAUUGUCCAGGACACAAUCACGCAACUUAUGGACCACAGAGUCACUGACUACAAAAGGCCUCUGAAGGUGCGGUUCAUCGGUGAAGAAGCAGAGGAUGCAGGUGGUGUACGCAAGGAAUUCUUCCUCCUGCUUUUGCGAGAAAUACUGAAACCAGAUUAUGGCAUGUUCACGCACCACAGUGAGACCAAUUUAAUCUGGUUUAAGGAGGGGUCGCUUGAACCAGCAGCGACGUACGCUCUCAUUGGUAUUGUGUGUGGACUUGCAAUCUACAAUUUCACCAUUAUAAACCUUCCAUUUCCACUCGCACUAUAUAAGAAGUUGCUUGGGGAGUCUGUGGGCCUGGAUAACCUCGCGGACUUGGAGCCGAGUCUGACAAGGAGCCUCCAUGAAUUACUGGAGUAUGAGGGCAGUGAUGUAGAAGAUGUGUAUGGGCUGAACUUCACAGUGACUCAAGACUUCUUUGGGGAGACCAAGAGCAUCCCACUCAAGCCCGACGGGGAGAAUAUUCCAGUCACAUCGCAAAACAAGCAAGAAUAUGUGGACCUCCUGGUGGACUAUAAGCUCAACAAGAGUAUAGAGAGCCAGUACAAGGCCUUCCAUGAUGGGUUCUAUCGGGUGUGCGGUGGAAUUGUGCUCAAGCUCUUCCAGCCCAUGGAACUCAUGGCCCUUGUCACUGGCAACGAGAACUAUGACUGGACAGAGCUGGAGAGGAGUGCCGAGUAUAAGGGAGAAUAUUAUCCUGACCAUCAUGUCAUCAAGAUGUUCUGGGAGGUGUUUCAUGAAUUGACAGUGGACCAGAAGAAGCAGUUCCUCAUUUUCCUGACGGGUACUGACCGCAUACCCAUCCUGGGCAUGAAGUCGCUGAAGGUAAUCAUCCAGUCGACAGCUGAUGACUCGUACCUCCCUGUCGCCCACACGUGUAUUGCCCAGCUUGACUUGCCCGUUUAUAACACCAAGGAGAAACUGCGGUACAAGUUGCUACAGGCCAUCCAGCAGAGUGAAGGCUUUGGUUUGGUGUAAGCGUGGGGAAAAGUUGAUAAAUAUGUAGAUAUUGUUUUGAAAGAAAUAUGUAAAGUUGAAUUCACAGAUAAAAGCCAUAGUGAAUGGUGUGAUCAGUGGAAUCAGUCACUGAAUUUGUAGAAAAUGCUUUUGCUCUUCAAGUUCCGUGAGUUGUGAAAUAGCAUAGCAUUUGGUUGUCUUUAAGCAUAUGCCAGGAAAUAGAAAAAAACUGAAGUAAUGAGAUGUGGUAGUUCCUCAGUGUGGAUUCUUGUGAUAUUGACUGUGAAUGUGAACAAUUGACAUCUUUUUCUGGAUGCGUAAUGAAGUGCCAGCUAUGUGCCUCAUAAUAUCCUUGGAUUUAACUAUGCGGGACAGAGGGAACAGAGGGAGGGGGAGAAAGGGUAAAAGUCAGACUUAA
Molecule: messenger RNA, 3677 nt
Organism: Penaeus chinensis
Lineage: Eukaryota; Metazoa; Arthropoda; Malacostraca; Decapoda; Penaeidae
Gene: Herc4
Product: probable E3 ubiquitin-protein ligase HERC4
Exons: 23
Coding region: 116-3280 (1054 amino acids)
Molecular function (GO): ubiquitin-protein transferase activity
Source: RefSeq, a predicted model, not a curated record